Molecule: messenger RNA, 878 nt
Organism: Glycine soja
Lineage: Eukaryota; Viridiplantae; Streptophyta; Magnoliopsida; Fabales; Fabaceae
Exons: 5
Coding region: 178-645 (155 amino acids)
Source: RefSeq, a predicted model, not a curated record
UGGAAGAAAAAAGAAGCAAUCCAACCAACCAGUGAGAAGACAUCAUUUCAUUUAUCCUUCUUCUCAAAUGAGUCUCUCUUUUUGUUCCUUCUAAGGCUAAGCCUUCCUAGAUAGUAGAUCCCUUUACACUUUACGGAUUCCAAUAUUGUCAAACUCCCUGUGGAUGAGGCUGCAGCCAUGCAUUCUAAACCCUCAUCUAUCACUUCCAAUUACCCUCUCAUUUCUGCCAUUGUUGCUUUUGCACUAGCUCAAUCCAUCAAGUUCUUCACCACUUGGUUUAAGGAUAGAAGAUGGGAUCUGAAGCAAUUAGUUGGGUCUGGUGGAAUGCCAUCAUCUCAUUCAGCAACUGUCACUGCUCUUGCAGCUGCUAUUGGAUUGCAAGAAGGCUUUGGAGGACCUCUUUUUGCCACUGCCUUGGUUUUUGCUUGUAUUGUGAUGUAUGAUGCUACUGGUGUAAGAUUGCAAGCAGGACGCCAAGCAGAGGUUUUAAACCAAAUUGUGUAUGAACUUCCUGCUGAGCAUCCUCUGGCCGAAAGCAGACCACUUCGCGAACUUCUUGGGCACACCCCCCCUCAGGUCAUUGUCGGUGGGAUACUUGGACUUUUAACAGCAAUUGGCCUUUUAAGACCUGUGACCAAGAAUUGAGGCCUUUCUUGACAUUACUAACGGGGAAAACAAUGUCAAAUCUUUCUCGACUUCAACUGUGGUCUCAAAUUCUUCACUCAAAAACAAGUCUACAUUCUCAUGAACUUCACCAUCUGAUGUCAACAGCAUGUAUUAAAAUCUAAUAAACUACUACAUUUUAUUAGGUAUCUAAGAAGGACUAAUACAUAUUAUUUGACAUCAUUCAUUGAUCAAAAUCAUUUGAUUUAUCAGAA